Messenger RNA from Penicillium paradoxum, 1059 nucleotides. RefSeq lists its product as uncharacterized. The transcript is spliced from 2 exons. The record is from RefSeq and is a predicted model, not a curated record. Lineage: Eukaryota; Fungi; Ascomycota; Eurotiomycetes; Eurotiales; Aspergillaceae. Bases 1 to 1059 code for a protein of 352 amino acids.
AUGAGCAAACCAAAAAUCCCCAGAGGCUUUGAGGCCUGGUAUGACAAGCUCUUGACUAUCGCUCAACAAGCCCCUGUCCCCACGACCCAACCCCUUCUCCAGCAUAUCGAGAAUAUCGAACCUUCUCAACUUCCUACAAUAUCCGUCUCUGAUAUAUCCCUCCAGCAGACCGAGAUCGCAUUCGGAAUAAAGCAGGCUAAUGGGCCUCAGCCUUGGAUGGUCCCAGAUAUAUUUUUCUCUCUCCCGGCAGAUUUCGGCAAAUUGACUAAAGUCGAGAACAAGAAGACCAACUCCCGUUGUCGUAUUGACGCUUUGAUAUUUGUGGUAUAUCGGAACUUGUUGGAGCAAGACCUGCUCCCAAACACCGGAGACAGCAGAGCCACUCUCUCAUUUGAAACCCCAUUCAAGUCAAGUCCAAUACUCAUUAACGGGGUUCCACACACGUGCACUGGAACCGCCGACUACACUGUCCUCUUCGGACGCAAAGAUCACAUGGCCUGCCACAUAGUGGUGCUGGAGGCUGAAAAGCGGUACAAUCUGGCUAAUGCCGGACAGCUAUUGGCCUAUAUGGGCAUGGUGCAAGCAAAUCGAAAGGCCCAUGGUCAAUCAAAUUGCUCUGUUUGGGGAUGCCUAAGUGACGGUUGGGAGUUUCGGUUUUAUUUCCUCGACCUGAGAGGAAACUGGUCCUCGAGAACGCUAUCUUCGAAUAUCUUAGGCUGGCAAGAAAUCGCAAAUAUGUUGGCCCAUAUGAUAAUACACGCACAAGCAGUGGCAAAUUCUACUUUUCACCCAAGGUUAUGUUCGACGCGGGGUCCUUCUACGCAACCCUCGUUAGUCGUUUCCUCAGAAGACAAUACUGCCCCAAAGAGAAAGUCUACGCCUGAGACAGUAGAGCGUCCAAUCAAAAUGCAGUGUAUUUCAAUCAGGGGUUCUGAUCUCUCGGAAAUACCUGACUCGGUCACUUCGGAAGUGUCAACAAUUGACUCUUUGGAAAUCAGGUUAGAUGACUGUGCCGCAGAAUCCCAGUCUGCACUGGACCGAGUUGCUGAGAGUGAUUAG